Diabrotica virgifera virgifera (western corn rootworm) is the source of this 618-nucleotide messenger RNA. It is a transcript of the gene PolE4, whose product is annotated as DNA polymerase epsilon subunit 4. Lineage: Eukaryota; Metazoa; Arthropoda; Insecta; Coleoptera; Chrysomelidae. Gene Ontology annotation, molecular function: protein heterodimerization activity. The record is from RefSeq and is a predicted model, not a curated record. Gene Ontology annotation, cellular component: nucleus; epsilon DNA polymerase complex. Bases 186 to 554 code for a protein of 122 amino acids. The transcript has 2 exons.
UAACCGGAUUCUCCUGUACCUACUCGGCUACUUGUCAAUACAACCUUUCCCUGAAAAGAAGUAGAUAUUAAAACGUCAAUCAAUUAUAAAUAAUUUUGGCGGAAAAGUAAAUAGAUUUUAAGGAUUUUAACAUUUGCUUUUAUUCUUAUUUUGCUGAAUUUUAAUAAUAAUUUAGUAAGAAAAUCAUGGACGCCGAAGAUAAUGAGCCAAAUUCGAAGCCAGAUGAAUUGAACGUUGAAGUUGAAGAACAUGGUACUGAAGAUGAAAAUAAAGAGGAUGCCGACUUAAAAAAAUCUGGUCAAAGAAAUCGAAUUCUACGUUUGCCAUUAGCUAGAAUAAAAAAUAUGAUGAAGUUAGAUCCUGAUUGUACAAUUAUAUCUCAAGACUCAUUAUUUCUAAUUACAAAGGCCACAGAAAUGUUUAUUGAAUUUAUGGCCGAAGAAGCUAGCAAACAAUUAAGUCAUGGAAAACGUAAAACUGUAUUGAAAAGGGAUGUUGACAUUGUGAUUGAAAAUAAUCCUAGUUUAUGUUUUUUAGAUGGAGCUUUAGAAUAAUUAGAUUAUUAUUUUAUAAUAUUUUUAGGUUAUAUUUUUUAUAAAUAAAUGUUAAAAUUUUCAA